Messenger RNA from Brugia malayi, 1116 nucleotides. RefSeq names its product transcription factor pos-1, putative. Lineage: Eukaryota; Metazoa; Nematoda; Chromadorea; Rhabditida; Onchocercidae. Gene Ontology annotation, cellular component: cytosol. The record is from RefSeq and is a predicted model, not a curated record. Gene Ontology annotation, molecular function: metal ion binding; mRNA 3'-UTR binding. The coding region runs from base 1 to 1116 and encodes 371 amino acids. The transcript is spliced from 10 exons.
AUGACAGCAGUAAAGAGUGAUCAUAACACUGUACCAAAACAAGAUCUGAUGGCAGCAACAGUUAAUAUGGUUCCUGUCUCAUCAGAAAUGUAUGAGUUAUUAGAAGCAUACGGUGUUGAGCGACAUAUGAUGGCAUAUUACAACCGAGAAGAACCGAACAGAAUAUAUGUAAGUGCUUAUGGACAAUUGCACUUCAUCGAUCUAUCCAUGAUUAAUCCAACGAAUAAUGGUUCUGUCGUGCAGAAUUUAGCUCUAAAAGCUUGUGAAUUAACUCAGAAUGAUCCAGUUGUCCGGAAUGACUUAGAAGCUGAACUAAAUAAAGUGAUUCAAAGAGUUUUAUCAAAACUUGCUGAGAAACAUAGUAGAAAUGAUGUUCCUUUAAAGACCGACUCAUCAGAAAGUAUGAAUACUUCUACAUGGCAAAUGUUAACUGAUACUGAACGUGAAGAAUUACAAAGAGAGCGGCGCAAAAGGAAUGCGUACAAAACUUCACUAUGUAAGUCAUUUCGAGAAAAUAACAUAUGCCAAUAUGGCGAUGAAUGUGUUUUUGCACAUGGAGAAAAAGAGCUUCGUCUUCCACCACAGGCUCAUCCAAAAUACAAAACUCAAUUAUGCAAUAAAUUCUCAGUGUGGAACUAUUGUCCGUACGGUGCACGUUGUCAAUAUAUACAUCAACGUGUCAAUGAAAUAUCAAAAAUCGGUACAAAUAUGUUGCAAACUAAAAAAAAUACAAGAAGAAACAGUGAGAAGAAUUUGCAACGUCCUUCUAGAUGUUUUAUCAUAAAACAUAUGAAUAAAAGUACUGAAAGUACUAAUUCAUCAGUUGCUCUUGGAAAUCAUUCAUCCUUUGAUGAACAUGGCGGAUUUUACUCAUCUCUAACAAAUACCGAUUUCAGUGGUGGUGAAAAGAAAGGACAAUCAAUAAAGGGAUCCGGUUUAAUAUUUCAUCCGGAUUAUUCUAUCAGUUACGAUGAUACUGAAUCUCAUCUUAAUACAGAUAUAACCACAAAUAAUAUCACUCUAAAUCAAUUUCGUGAACAUUUUAAUAAUAUGAAAAUCGAGGAUAACGACAAUAUAUUUUCACGAUCUUGUUUUUCACGAAUUGGAUCAAAUUAA